Molecule: messenger RNA, 1275 nt
Organism: Aspergillus costaricaensis CBS 115574
Lineage: Eukaryota; Fungi; Ascomycota; Eurotiomycetes; Eurotiales; Aspergillaceae
Exons: 2
Coding region: 1-1275 (424 amino acids)
Source: RefSeq, a predicted model, not a curated record
AUGUCAUCAAUCCAUUUUCUAUCGCUCGAAACUCGCCAGAUCAUCCUCGGUUACCUUGAUAUCGACUCUCUACCUUCUGCCAUUUGCAGCUGUCGGCCAUUCUAUCUGGCUUACAAGGGGUAUGAGGCACCUGUGUUGAAAACAUGUCUGUAUACUACCAUCACGCCCGAGAUACUACCAUAUGCCAUACUCACCCUAGAUACCGCCAAAUCAGCGCACGGGGAUGUGAUUGAAUACCACAAGCUGAUUAGAAAGCGAUUGGGGAAUCCCACGGAGACGCUCCGCAAAUGGAGUUGGGAUCUAUGUGAAAUGAAGGAAUUACUCUUCGUCCACAGACAUCUCUCCUUUUUCAUAGACGAUUGCAGCAAGAAGGCUCUGGAAGAGUUCCACAACUCGUUCGGAGAGACAGAGGUUUGUGUUCCCUUAUCGCGAAAUGAAUGGGCCCGCAUAGCCCGAUCCUUCUACGCUCACCUGGUUAUACGGCAAGCAUGCCUGAAUUGCUUUGUUAGGCUGAAUCACUAUCAGUAUUACAGUGGAAGCUGUACUUUCGAAUCCCUGGAGACGUCUGUGGCUGAGAAGCUAUUGUUAAACUGCAUUGACCUGGAGCAGCUCUACAUCGUGAGCGCUUAUUUUGGUGACAUCAAAUUUACGGAGGGCGUACUCCCGAUAACAUGGAGACUCUGCAAUACAAACAUGGAGAAAGGAAUUGCCGGUAUUUUCCGUGAGCGCGGUCGCUCUCCAGUACCUAACCCCAAUCUGGCACAGGCGUGCCUUUCUAGUUUAAGCGUUCGAACAUGCCGUGCGGCGUUUAGGGAGGAUCUCGGAACAUAUAAGUAUGGGAUAGUAAUGUGGGAUAAGGAUAGGAUGCUCAACUCGAGGCUCAAGGAUAUUUAUCGGACAGAUUGCAGCGUGCCUCUAAUGUUCUAUAUAUAUGAGUCCAUGAUGGUGUCUUCUGCGGAGCAAAACAAUAACGCUUCCUUGAAUGAGACCGCAGAAAUUUCGACGAUACUACCGGAAAAGAAAAAGACAGAGAACAAGGCUACCGCGUUCUUCGAUGGCUCCCCUCAACAACCGGGAUGUCAAGCUGUCUCACGGGCAGUAUCGCAUGACCUCAUGUCAUGGUGCUCAGAUGAAUUGCGCGCAGUGAAAAAGGAAAAGGCAAUGAGGAGUGAUUUGUCAAUUGGUGCUCAUCAUCCGGGAACAAGCUGGGGUAGCCCGCUUGGACCGGUGUCGAGUUGCCAGCCUUAUUCUCGGGUUUGCCGGUGGGAGAACUGA